AAAUAAAGUCUGCAGACAUGUCUCAGCGUACGAGAAAGAUUAUUGCCUUAGCAAAGACUGGAGAUAAUACAGCAAAAGAAAAUAUACCUGUCAUGGAAAACAUGGAGAAUCUUAAUUCAAGCGCUUCAGACGGAUUUGAUCCAAUAUCUAAUUGGGUAGUUGAAGUUGAUCCAGAUGUCCUAAAAAAACUUGAUUCUGACAAAAGUAAAGUGACUCCAGAUAGAGACUUUCCUUUCAAUAGCAGUUGCAAAAAUGAAAAACAAAUGAGAAAGAGCCCAUUGUCUGAAGCGAAAUGUCAACAUACAUUUAAUGCCCCAGAGACGAGUUAUAUGGAGAAUGAAGUCUCAGAUCCAGCAAAAAAAAACAAAAAUCAACAUACUAUCCCACUGGAUAUUAAAAAAUGGUGUGCCUGAUUUGAUGGGAUCUGCAAUACCUACAGAUGUUUACGAGUUCAGUGACAAUAUGGAUGCGGACACGACUGUCAAUUCCAGAGCUCAUCCCUCUAUGGAACAAGAUAUUCAAGUUAUUGUUGUUCCAUCUAAAGAGGAAGUAGAGCAUUUAUCAAUGCCAAAAGACUUACCAAUGAUAGUUGAUGAGAUUUAUGUUAUCAAUGGAGUUGACAAAAGCAAUAUUGAGUGUGCGCCUGUACAACUUAUCGAAGAUUAUGUCCAGCUCAGUGGGCCCAACAUAUCAAUCUCUGAUUUAAAGAAUGCAGAUGAAGUUAUCAAAGAAGCAACCCCACAUGGAGAUGAUAAGGCUACUGUAGAAAGGACACAAAAAAAGCAUUAUAAAGACAAACAGACACACUGCUUUUAUUGUGAAAAGGACGUAUCUCAUUUCAGUAGACAUAUUGCAACCUGGCACCAGAAUGAGUUUGAUGUACAACGUAUACUUUCGUAUCCAUCUAAAUCAAAAGAAAGAAGACAUGCUGUAACGACUUUGGCAAAACGGGGAAAUUACCUUAGAAAUAGAUUCAAUCCAAAGUUGAGACCGGUGAGACGAGUAACUUCAACUUCCUUACCAUCAAGUAGGAGUAGUGAUUUUCUGCCUUGUUCACAUUGUCUCGGAUUUUACAAGAACGCAAGUUUAUACCGACACACUAAAAGCUGUAGCAGUCGCCCAGAAACAUCCACCCAAAAAAGGCAGAGUG
This is a messenger RNA of Acanthoscelides obtectus, 1150 nucleotides long. Lineage: Eukaryota; Metazoa; Arthropoda; Insecta; Coleoptera; Chrysomelidae. The record is from the annotation of a GenBank genome assembly.